Messenger RNA from Cyclocybe aegerita, 696 nucleotides. The record is from the annotation of a GenBank genome assembly. NCBI's taxonomy places the organism in Eukaryota, Fungi, Basidiomycota, Agaricomycetes, Agaricales, Hemipholiotaceae.
AUGUCCUCAAAUGCCCCUCACGCAGCGCAGGAUCCGGUACAACAGACGCCACGAGAUAUCGUCACACCCGACGACUUGUCGACUUGGGAACUUGCUUGGACUAAAGGUGUGACCCCAUGGGACGCAGGAGACGUCCAGCCAUCGUUGAGGGAAGCUUUGGGGUCCAGCGCGUUGAAGAUUCCUAGCACGGGCAGGGCGUUGGUUCCCGGAUGUGGCUCGGGAUAUGACCUCCCGUACAUCGCCUCUGUUACAGGUCUGGAUACGCUUGGCUUGGAGGUCUCAGAAACCGCUGUAAAGCGAGCCAGCGAGGAGAUAGAGAAAUUCAAAGGGAAAACUCAGAAACCUAGUUCGCUGAAGGCGUCCAUCGAGCUUCAUGAUUUCUUUCAAUUUACUCCUCCGCAAGGAGAGGAGUUCGAGCUCGUCUAUGAUCAUACUUUCUUCUGUGCAAUCCCUGCAUUCAUGAGGAACGACUGGGGAAAGAAGAUGGCAGAAUUCGUCAAGCCAGACGGAUACCUCAUCACUAUAUGCUAUCCGAUGCUCCCCUACACAGAAACUGGGCCCCCCUAUUACCUUCGACCUGAACAUUAUGACACGCCGUUGGGAUCCAAUUUUGUGAAGAUUUUGGACAAGGUGCCGGAGAAGUCUUCAGAGAGCCAUGAAGGGAAGGAGCGCCUCAUUAUUUGGAGACGGGUGUGA